Messenger RNA from Cooperia oncophora, 729 nucleotides. The record is from the annotation of a GenBank genome assembly. Lineage: Eukaryota; Metazoa; Nematoda; Chromadorea; Rhabditida; Trichostrongylidae.
AUGACUAAGCUGUACAUUUGUCCUGACACUGGUUCAGACGAAAAUGACGGUACCGAGGAACGACCUCUGAGCACGCUUUUCCAGGCCAUGAUGUUAUCGAAGAACUCUGGCGAAUUCCUGGUCCGAACCGUGAAGGAGGACGGCUUCGAAAAUCGUUGUGGCCGAACCACCGCGCAAGUAGCUCCAUCAAGAAGUAAUACCAUGAAAAAAUAUGAAGCUGAAUUGAAGAAAGCGGAAAAAGCUGCUGGACGAGCGAAGGAACAGGAAGCGGCUACUCACGCUGCUCUGGAAGAAGCCAAAAAGAUCACUUUCUCAAUGGAUGAGUCGUUACCUGCAGCCACACUUGUAAAAAUCUCGGAAUGUGUGAAACAUCGAGACGAACGUGUUCAUUUGAAAGCGUGGGUGCAUCGAUUACGAAGGCAAGGAAAGGCGUUGAUGUUUUGGGUGCUUCGUGAUGGUUCUGGUUACCUUCAAUGUGUACUUAGUGACCUUCUGUGUCAAAGUUACGAUGCAGUAACGCUGAGUACGGAAAGUUCUGUUGAGGUGUAUGGUACUAUCAAAAAGGUACCUGAAGGAAAGCAAGCGCCUGAUGGUCAUGAAUUGAUCGUGGACUAUUGGCGCUUGAUUGGUUCUGCUCCAGCUGGUGGCAUUGACAAUGUCCUGAACGAGGAGGCAGGAGUUGAAGUGAUGCUCGAGCACAGGUACUACGCAUCUUGUCAUUCGUGGUGA